UGUGCCUUCCUAAAUCCAUCCCCAUUGUUGUUUUGUUGAUAUGACGUGAGAUUGUUUCUGUUAUUAUUGAGAUGUCAAGAAGAUCUCUGUGCCUUAUUGUGCCUCUAAUCUAUUAUUAGAAAUUAGAAUCUUUCUCAGUGACACAAUAACUUUUGUGGUUGGAGGAUCAAGACAGAAACAGAUAGUUAUUCCUGUGGCGUUCUGUAUAAGACAUGCAGCUUCAGAGAGCUUGUGUUGUUUCUCUGUCAGCCUUCCUUCCCCUAUCUUUUGGAUGUUGUGUAAAUGUGUUUGACCCCCAGCCCCUUUCCGCCUGGUCUGAUUAGAGGGAGGGAGUUUGAUGGUUCGAGGCGAGCACUCUGCUCAUACGAGGCCUCGCUGAGUCUCUUUCUCUGCAUUAUGUCAUAAUGGAGCCCUGGAAUAGUAUCUUCUGCUGCUGCGUGGAGAAAUACAGAGCGAACUUUGAACUCUAUUGGUCAGCUGCCUGGAGAUAAGGAAGGUAGCGGGGAACGGGUUUAGAGAGGCCGCCACACGACAAGCAGGACAACACGCGACACGUCAGCUGGAGACACAGUUCUGUACCACACCGGAGGACCGACAGGAGAACUGGCAGGUGUACUGGCUUUUAGUGUGUUCUCUGAUGUGCGACAAUAACCCCUAUACAGGAGAAUACAUGGUAUACACCACUUGGGAAAACAUUGAAGAUCUUGAGAGGAGGGAUAUAAAGAAAAGUCCUAAAGGAGGGAUCAGUGUUCCCUGGCACAGGCUAAUGUUUGAUGGAUUCUACGCUCUCCUCUGCCCUGAAGCCAAACCCUACAGGAACAACCCCACAGUCCCGGAUCUGAGAACAGUAGUGGGACACACACCCCAAACGGAGCUUGGAGCCCAUUGUCAUGGCAAUGACGGCCCUGUUCAGGGGCAAAUGGGGUCAAAAGUCACAGGAGCCCCCUGAGAAGCGGCCCGCAGCGCCGGUGCACUCCAGAAAUCACGAGGAGGAUGAGGAGGAUGACAGGGUCAUCGCCCCCAUCCGCAGGAACUCCCGUUUCUACCGUUCCAUGAGGAAGAAGAGGCUGGCCGCGUCAGAACAACCUGAAAGCCCUGCAGUCUCUCUGAGGCCUGGCCCAGAGCCCAGCCCAGCCAGCAGGUCAGGCAGCAGCACCCUCAGUGUCCCUGAUCUCCAGAAACCUCCCCUAUCUCCCCGGGCACGACGUAUGCCAACAUCUCCUCGUCCACUCCAUUCUGGAACUGUGUUGCCAAGCAACGGGGAGCCCAGGAGCCCACACAUACUUUCUAGCGGGGCUUCUUCCCCUCUUUGGAUGAGGAGCGGAGAAGGAGGGAGGAAGAGCGCAGAUGCUUCUCCAGCUAGCGGUCAGUGUGGAGGGGGUUCCACUUCCUUCUCCUCUGUUUCUAGCGCUCUGUUGUAUCGGACACAUGGCAUGCACGCACACACUGAAGACAUGGAGAGCCUCUCAGAACGCACCGCCGCCUGCUCUGUACGGGAGCCCGGAGGGGGGACACAGUCACCGCAACCAGCGGAAGAGGGGGUCGACGUAGAGGGAGUCAAACUCAGCAAUGGGGAAAGAAAGGGCUCAACACCAUUGAAAAUAGAAUCCAUCUGCUACAGUCUCAACAUUGUCAAGAACAUUGCCUUCCUGUACCAGGAGUACCGGGACACAUCCAAGCAGCAGGAGAUCGAGCAGCGACGGCAGCAGGAAGGGUUGACCUAUGGGGUCAGCGCGGGGUUAGGGGUGACGUCCCCACCAGCCCUGCAGCUGCAGUUGAGGAACAACUCCCGCUCUCUGAGUCUGUGGCAGAACCUGGAGGUUGUGCAGCAGAGCGGCCUACUCACGCAGCUACUGCAGAGAGAGAUCAUCAUACAAGAGGCCAUGUUUGAGCUGGUAACCUCAGAGGCGUCCUACUACAAGAGUCUGGAGGUGCUGGAGACCCACUUCCUGAAGAACCCUGUGCUGGUCAACACACUCAGCCAAUCAGACAUGCACUUCCUGUUCUCCAACAUUGAGGAGGUGAUGAAGGCCAGUGAGAGGUUCCUGAUGGACCUGGAGAACCGCAUCGAACAGUCCCUCCAGAUCUCAGAGGUGUGUGACAUCGUCCAUCACCACGCCGUCAAGCACUUCCACGUCUUUAUCACCUACGUCAUCAACCAGGUGUAUCAGGAGAAGAACUACCGACGCAUUCUACAGGGAAAUCAGUUAUUCCGCGAGGCCAUGGCUCAGCUGGAGAACCAUCCGUGUGUCCGAGGCCUGUCCUUCACAUCCUUCCUCAUCCUCCCCUUCCAGAGGAUCACACGACUCAAAAUGCUGGUCCAGAACAUUCUGAAGAAGGCAGAGGAGAAUUCAGAGAUUGAGGCUAAUGCUAUCAAGGCUCACCAGCAGCUGGAGCAGAUUGUGAAGGAGUGCAACGAGGGUGUGAGGAAGAUGAGUCGUACAGAGGAACUCAUCAGCAUUGAGAAAACACUGGAGUUCAAGUCUAAGUCAGUGCCGGUGAUCUCUCACUCCCGCUGGCUGCUGAAGAAGGGUGAGGUGCAGCAGAUGGCUGGGCCCAAGAGCACUAGGACCAUGCGGAGCAAGAAGCUCCACCACCCUGUCUACCUGUUCCUCUUCAACAACCUGCUGCUCAUCACCAAGCGCAACUCCAGUGGUGAGAAGUACCAGGUGCUGGACUCGAGCACGCGGGCCAUGCUGAGAACUGAGGACCUGGAAGACCAGGGUCAGAUGCUGGCCAAUGUGUUCAACCUGAAACUCCUGGAGAACCAGGAGGAGAGGCCUGUCAACUACAUGCUCAAGACCUCCAGCAUGAGUGAUAAGCUGCGGUGGAUAUGUGCUCUCACGCCAAAUCGCCGCACACGAUUCAUGUCCACCAGUGCCCAUCAACCAGCUUCUCCCCAGGUCCAGUGUAUUCAGUCGUACUCUUCUCAGGAGCCAGAUGAGCUGUCCAUUGAGAUGGCUGACUUGCUGAACAUCCUGGAGAGGACAGACGAUGGCUGGAUGAUGGGUGAGAGGCUCCAUGAUGGAGAGAGGGGCUGGUUCCCCUGUCGGGUGGUAGAAGAGAUCCAGAACCAGGAAGUGCGGGCCCAGAACCUCAGGGAGUGCCAGAGGAUCCACCUGGCCCAUGGAGGGGGUGCUUCCUCAGGGGCCAGACUGGGCUCCAGGGGGGCCAGACGCACCCCCAAAACACCCAAAGUCUCCAACUUCUUCGGUACCUGGACUGACCAGUCAGAGGAGGAGCAGGGAAGCACAUAAUAUUCCACUCUGAAAGUGAUUGGUUGGAACCCCCUGGCAGUAAUCUUUACUGGGCCACAUGGAUCAAAUGAAAGAGAUCAUGUGAUUUCAGCAUGGGAUUGCAUUGGAGGAAAGUGAUGCAAUGACAUUAUUUCCUGUUAACUGUUUCCCCUUCUCCGGUGGUUUUACUGUGCCAGGGUUUAGGGUCCCAGGCUGCAGGUUUUAGGGUUCCAGGCUCCCAUGAUCAGAGCACUUCUUCCAUAACUCAAACACUGUGUGUCUUCCACUACUUCCAGUGGAACGAUUCAGUACUAACAGUCUAACUGAAACAAGGCUCCGGUGGAACAGGAGCUAUGCAUCUGAUGGGAGAAGAUAACCACAGAAACAGUUCUCAAGGGGAUGUGAAUGUAUCGUAACCUUGCCUCAGCUGCAUGGGUGUGAUUUUGUUCUUUCAUUUUUUUUUUUGAAGCACCUUUGCUUGAGAGUUAAAUCCCCCAGAACAAUGGCUUGGCGAUCCACCCUUUUGUAAAGAGCAACUCCUCUAUUGAAACCAUUCAAGAAGCAAGUUUUAAAAACAGGCGAGCAGCAUUGAAUGUAAAUUAUCCAUGAAUGAUUCUGUAUAGUAAAUAGAACAAUCACAUGACUGGGCGCUCAGUAUUGGGCUGGAGGCGAAGACUAGCACUACAGAAUCACAGGCCUUGCUUACACAGUGGACGUGUUCUGGGGGUCAGUUCCCUCGCCAAUACUGAUAUGCCACUUACACAUCACGCACGCGCACACACAAAAACACUUGGGGGAAAUCCAGCACAACCUGUCCAACACCAAAAACCCUCCAGACACGUGGUCCUGAAGCAUCUGCACAGAAUGUGCCAGCACACUGACAGAACUGCAAUGGCAUGCGAGUGACAACACGUGUGUGUAUGAGUACAGUAUGUGUAUAUAUUGUAAGCCUUGAAUGUUCAAUAUGUGAUGAAAUAAUUACUCAAUAAUUGUGUCAUUUCAUUAUGCAAGAAGUAAUUUAUUGUUAAUAAAAAUUUAAUGUGAAAUUCAAAUGGACAUUAUUUGUGUUUAACUGUUUCGACUGGUAUUUAGCCCACGUGUUGAGCACUGUUUUUAGGUGUAUCUCUGAAUGACUUCCUUCCUGGUAAUGUGGAGAAAUGUUUUACCCUGAAUAAAGGUUAUCAGGUGGUGAAUCAGAA
Molecule: messenger RNA, 4435 nt
Organism: Oncorhynchus tshawytscha (Chinook salmon)
Lineage: Eukaryota; Metazoa; Chordata; Actinopteri; Salmoniformes; Salmonidae
Gene: ngef
Product: neuronal guanine nucleotide exchange factor
Exons: 16
Coding region: 891-3257 (788 amino acids)
Biological process (GO): activation of GTPase activity
Molecular function (GO): guanyl-nucleotide exchange factor activity; protein binding
Source: RefSeq, a predicted model, not a curated record